AUGAUGCGGGACCACAUCUGCGGAUGCUACAUAUACAACUCGGAGGCCCGCCGACGUACCUACUUGCCGCAGGUCCAUCUGGACGCUCAUACAACAAUCUUGUCAACGGCUUCUCGUACAGUACUGACGCAAACCUUUUUAAAUGGCUCGGAAGACGCGUUGGAUGAGAUAAGGUAUACUUUUCCAUUGUACGACGGCGUCAGCGUCGUCGAUUUCUACUGUGAAGUCGGAGAGCGCACCAUUUACGGUCUGGUCAAAGAAAAGAACGAUGCCAAAAAGACCUACGAAGAGGCCAAGCAACGAGGUGAAAGCGCUGCAUUGCUGGAACAGCUACCUGAAGCCGCCGAUGUCUUCACAACCACAAUCGGCAAUAUUCCCCACAACGCAGCCGUGAAAACCACUAUCAAAUAUGUGCAGGAGCUCAAGCAUGAUGCCGAAGUCGAUGGUGUGCGCUUUACCAUGCCAACAUGGAUUGCUCCGCGCUACGGAGGUUACCCCGGACGGUAUCCUAUCGAACUACAACAAUCACUAAAACCAGUACCUUCUGAAGGGAUUUCAGUCACUGUGGAUAUCAGCAUGGCUGAGGGCAUCCCAAUCAAAAAGAUUGUUUCUCCAUCCCACCCUAUCCAAGUCACACUUGGCUCACUGUCCAGCAGUACCAUUGAUGAGGAUCAGUCACUGUCUCGAGGCUCGGCCACUCUUGCUCUGGGUACGGCGGUGCUUGAGAAAGAUUUUAUCCUUCAAGUGGUUGCAAAGGACAUUGGUGUUCCUCAAGCAAUUCUAGAGAGACACCCAACGCUGCCAAAUCAACGCGCUCUGAUGACUACGCUGGUACCAAAAUUCAAUCUCAAGUCCCAGAAACCAGAGAUCAUUCUCAUUGCAGAUCGCUCGGGUAGUAUGCAAGGGGAGAACAUUACCACUCUCAAAUCGGCACUGAAGAUCUUUUUGAAGUCGAUUCCUCUUGGUUGCACAUUCAACAUCUGCUCUUUCGGGUCGAGGCAUGAGUUCCUUUGGCACGAAAGCCAGGUAUAUGAUGAGAGAACGCUGCAGCAGGCGAUCAAAUGUGUUCAAAAUUUCGACGCCAACUUGGGUGGAACAGAAACUCUUGCCGCCGUCAAGGCAUGUGUCGAAGCCCGUAGCAAGGACAGCCCGACUGAGCUUAUUUUGCUCACCGAUGGUGACAUAUGGUCUCAGGACGAGCUUUUCAGCUAUGUUUCCCGUGAAACCGAGAGCGGAGACGUUCGCGUCUUUCCCUUGGGUAUUGGCGGAGGGGUAUCGAGUGCCUUGAUUGAGGGUGUUGCAAGGGCAGGGUGUGGCUUCGCUCAGAUGGUCACAGACAACGAGAAGAUGGAUAGCAAAGUUGUUCGCAUGCUGAAGGGAGCACUUACUCCACACAUUAAGGACUAUCGUCUGGAGAUCAAAUACGAAGACGGCAACGUCAAGGCUGUCGCCGAUGGCCUUCGCGUACACUUGGAUGCUAAGCACUCAAGCGACAAAACCGAAACCAAGCCUAUAUCACUCUACGACCCCGACGUUAAAGAAGAACACCCCAAGGAAGGCGAGUCAAAGGACAUCUUCGCAGGUUUGCCGGAUCUCAAGCGCCCAGCUCUCCUACAAACGCCGCACAGAAUCCCUUCUCUAUUCCCCUUCUAUCGCACUUGCGUGUACUUGCUCAUUGCGCCCGAAUCCUCGGACUCGAAAAUCAAGAGCGUAGUCCUAAGAGGCACCUCCCCACAAGGUCCUCUCGAGCUCGAAAUCCCAGUCGAGUCGCGCAAAGACACUGACAAUAUGAUCCACCAGCUCGCCGCGCGAAAAGCAACUCAAGAGCUUGAGGAAGGCAGAGGCUGGAUCUCAGGCGCUACCAUCGAUGACACGGGUGUACUGGUCAAGGAAAAGCACCCAAGCAUGUACGCUCUGCUCCAAAGACGCGAAGCUGUACGUCUUGGAGUCGAAUUCCAGGUCGGAGGAAAAUACUGCUCUUUCGUCGCAGUUGAAGCAAACGAAUCUGCCAUUACUGAGAUGCGCCAGAAAGCUCUACAAGCUACGAUGGACCGAGAAGAAGAAGAUUGGGAUAUGAUCAAUGAAGACGCUCCAGUAAGUCAACCUGGGACGCGACUCGGCGCAACAUCGCGCUCAAGGACACUGGUUGGAGCCAUGGCCGUCGGCGGUAGGUUGGGAGGCAGUAGAGGUGGCGGCAGAGGUGGCGGCAGAAGUGGCAGCAAUGCCAUGGGCUUCUUCAAUCUUUCCUCCGCAGCCACAAGCCUGAUGACAAGUCGAGCCCGCUUCUGCUCCUCCACAGCCGACGAAGCAAAAGAAGAAGAGGAAGAAUCAGAUGAGGACAUGGGAUGUGGACUUUUUGACGAUGUAGAAGAAGCUAGUGCUGUAGAACCACCCUCCCCCAUCGAAUCCGGAAAAUUUCUCCAGAGUCUCAUUGCGCUGCAAUCCUUCUCCGGCGCUUGGCCGUCCAUCUCGCGUCUUCCGUGCCAGAAAAUGGGCAUCAGCAUUGCUGAAGCGAAGGAGGUGGUGCAGAGACUUGUUGACGACGGAGUAGCAAAGGAUGUGACGGUGGCGGAACAGUAUGUAGCUACGGCUGCGGUGAUCAGCUUCUUGGAGAAGAAGAUGGCGGAUAAGGAGGAGACGUGGGAGUUGGUUGUUGAGAAGGCGAGGACGUGGCUGCAGGAUACGGUUGAUGCUGCGUAUCUUGGCAGGGUGCUGGUGGCUGGUGCGAGUAUUGCGCUUGCUUGA
Messenger RNA from Bipolaris maydis ATCC 48331, 2745 nucleotides. RefSeq names its product von Willebrand factor type A domain-containing protein. The record is from RefSeq and is a predicted model, not a curated record. Lineage: Eukaryota; Fungi; Ascomycota; Dothideomycetes; Pleosporales; Pleosporaceae.